AUGAGCAAGGUGCUUGGCACCAUGAGAAAGAAGAAGUCUGCCGGUGCCCCGAACACUCCUGAAGUUCCCCAAGGCGAAAGCCCCGAGGUUACGGCCUACCGUUGUGUGAAAUCCUUCUGCGAAUCUGGCUCCAAUAACUCUGGAGACGAAGUCCUUUUCCUGCCUCCUAUCGUCGAUGCUGCCGAGUCAUCUCCGGCCGCAGCGGCAGAAUGCGCGCGCCUAAUUCGAAAAUACCUAAAAAGGGACUACUGGACGAAACCUUCCUAUCAGUACAAUGCCAUAAUGCUCAUUCGCAUCCUUGCCGAUAACCCCGGUCAGACAUUUACUAGAAAUUUGGACUCAAAAUUUACCGACACCUCGAAAGAGCUGCUGAGAUCCGUACGCGAUCCGAGUGUGCGACAGAUGAUGAUGGAGACAUUAGACGUUUUUGAAAACACCAAGGCGUAUGAUGAAGGCUUGGCCCUUAUCAUUAAUAUGUGGAAGAAAGAGAAAGACAGAGCGCAGCAGUUAUAUGGAGGACGGCCUGCUCCGGUGACGCAUGCGAUGACUCCACCUCCAGUCAACCCCCAUUCCCAGAACUAUUUCGCGCGAGCCCAUUCGAACAGCAACCUCCCGAGCCCUGUUGAGCUAGCUAGUAGGCUAGAGGAAGCGCGGACAUCUGCGAAUCUGCUACAUCAAGUGGUUACCAACACCCCGCCAGUCGAAGUUCUCAGUAACGACCUAAUCAAGGAGUUUGCCGACCGCUGCACUAGCGCAAGUAGAAGCAUACAGAUGUACAUGACUGCUGAAAACCCAGCCCCUGAUAAUGACACUAUGGAGAGCCUGAUCGACACAAACGAGCAGCUUCAGGCAUCGCUGAGCUUACAUCAAAGAGCUAUGUUAAACGCUAGGAAACUCGUCGCUAUCAUGGACCCGCAGCCCCAAUCUCAGACUGAGCCUCCGUCUCGGAGUUCCGUGAGCCCCAUAGAGUCGGAACGGAAUGGGGGUAGCUUAGAGCCCCCUACUAUACCAGCUCGAAAACCAAACGGCAAAGGCAAGGAAAGAGAAUACGAACCUGCUAUAGCAGGACCCUCAAGAUCACAUACGCCCGCUACCGAAGACGAAGAUCCGUUUAGGGACCCCGAGCCCUCAGGGUCGAGAUUCCGUGCGGCCGGCGGCUCGGGAUCUGGCGGUGGGGCAUCAUCAAACUAUAUCGAGGAGCCCCGGUUAGCGUUCGAGCCUUUCCACCCCGGUUUCGAGACGACGCCGAGUUACUUGGGUAGGCAAGAGAGCGCUCUCGGUAAGGAAACGAUGCACGGAGCUGCGGGAGACUCCUCGUCUGACGAUCGGCGCUCGCGUGACGACGUUAGCGAUUACGAGGCUCCAUCCUCGAAACAGAAGCAGCCGAUCUACCGGUAUUGA
This is a messenger RNA of Daldinia decipiens, 1401 nucleotides long. RefSeq lists its product as uncharacterized. Gene Ontology annotation, molecular function: ubiquitin binding; phosphatidylinositol binding. The coding region runs from base 1 to 1401 and encodes 466 amino acids. The record is from RefSeq and is a predicted model, not a curated record. The transcript is spliced from 4 exons. NCBI's taxonomy places the organism in Eukaryota, Fungi, Ascomycota, Sordariomycetes, Xylariales, Hypoxylaceae.